CCCCGCGUCUUCGUGUUACUGUACUUUCUCUCAAAUUAAACUCUGAGCAGAGGAACCUUUUUUCCCUCCUAAUUCUGAAAAGGGUCGCGCGCGCACAGUCAUGCGCCCCUGGACAUUCCGAGGGACAACCCAGCCGGCCUGACUGCCGGCGCUUCUCCUUCCAAGGCGUGUGUGGGUGGGGAGGCUCCAUCCCGACCCCCGCGGGAAGGAUCGGGCAGGGCGGGUGGGGGAGGAAAGAGAGGCAGGCCGGCGAGCUGCGUCGCGCACCGGAUCCACGCGGAGGAGAGGAGAGGCGCUGCUUUAGCGGCUGCCGCCGCCGCUCCUUCUCUCCCAUCGCUUCCGCCGCCGGCUCGGGCCUGACCCGGGAGUGGAUCUUUGCAGCAGCCGGGCGGCGCUGGGCCGGCGCCGAGGAAGCCACGGCCUCCGCACCUCCUGCCGGCCCGCUGCAAGCAAGGAUGAUCUCCCCGCAGGGACGAGGCGGGGACGUGGCCCGGUUCUACACGGUCACCGAACCCAAGCGCCAUCCUCGGGGAUACACCCUGUAUAAGGUCACCGCGCGGAUUGUUUCUCGAAAAAAUCCAGAAGAUGUCCAAGAGAUAGUCGUUUGGAAGAGAUACAGUGACUUUAAGAAAUUGCACAAAGAACUCUGGCAGAUUCAUAAACACUUAUUCAGGCAUACAGAAUUGUUUCCUCCUUUUGCUAAAGCAAUAGUAUUUGGGCGAUUUGAAGAAAGCGUGAUUGAAGAGAGGAGACAGUGCGCAGAAGACUUGCUUCAGUUCUCUGCCAACAUCCCGGCGCUCUUUAACAGCAAGCAGCUUGAAGAUUUCUUUAAGGAUGGAGAAGUACAUGCUGGGUCUGAAUUGAUUGGCCCUGCAGAUCCUCUGUUGGAUUCCUUGACAGACAGCCUGUCGGUCUGCAGUUCUGAAGCUCGGAAGGAUGCCGGUCUCCUUGAUGACGUGACACUCAGCCAGUCAGAGUAUGGAGGUUUCUCAAGCGACAGCGACCUGAUCUCUUUGACCGUUGAUGUGGACUCCCUUGCUGAGUUAGAUGAUGGAAUGGCAUCUAACCAGAAUUCCCCCAGCAGAUCCUUCAGCCUCAGCUUUCCCACUGAACCGCUGGCGCAGGUCUCUGCCAUUUCGGACCACGAAUGGAGCAAACCCGAUGGCGAGAGGGAAAGCCGGGGCCUGUUCACUGGGAGCUUAAAGGCCAAGCUUGGCAGGCGAGAUUACCUGGACAAGGCAGGGGAGCUGAUAAAGCUGGCCUUGAAGAAGGAGGAAGAGGAAGACUAUGAGGCUGCCUUUGGCUUUUAUAGGAAAGGAGUGGAUCUGCUCCUGGAAGGAGUGCAAGGGGAGUCAAGUCCAACACGCCGUGAAGCAGUGAAGAGGAAGACUUCGGAAUAUCUGAUGCGAGCAGAAAAAAUUUCAAGCCUCUAUUGUAAACCCUCAUCAGAAGACGGUUCGGUUUCUGGACCUCCAGGAUCACUAAGUUCAAGGCCCUCUUGGAACCUAAGGAGCCCUGCCGAGGAACUGAAGGCCUUUAGAGUCCUUGGGGUGAUUGACAAGGUUUUGCUGGUAAUGGAUACUAGGACACAGCAGACAUUUAUACUGAAGGGUCUAAGGAAAAGUAGCGAGUACAGCAGGAAGAGAAAGACCAUCAUCCCCCGCUGUGUGCCCAACAUGGUGGCCCUGCACAAGUACAUCAUCUCGGAGGAGUCGGUCUUCCUUGUACUGCGCCAUGCGGAAGGAGGCAAGCUGUGGUCUUAUAUCAGUAAGUUCCUCAACAGAAGCCCCGAAGAAAGCUUUGAAGAGCCCAAAUCCAGAAGAUCGAGUUCUACCAAAAUACAUUUGCACCAGGCAACUCCUAGCCCUCAAGAUAUUGGCAGCAGCAUUGACUCUAGAGGAAGCAAUGGUGGUGACAUGCUGAAGGUGUUACCGCUGAAGACCAGUCUCACUCCAAGUUCUCAAGAUGGCAGUAGUAACCAGGAAGAUGGCCAGGAAAGUUCUCUCAAGUGGAUUGAUUCGGGGUCCAGUUCAGAGGAAGAAUGCACUACAAGUUAUCUAACCUUAUGCAAUGAAUAUGGUCAAGAAAAGGUCGACCCCGGAUCGUUAAAUGAGGAGCCUAUUCUGAAAACAGACAAUGGCAAUCUCAUUACCAAAGAACAGGGAGGCAUCAAGGCACGUGAUGAGCCUGCCAGUGGGAAUUUGGGGUCCCCAUUCACAUCUCAGGAAGUAAACUUUUUUGCCGACGACGUUGAUCAAGAAAUUGUUAGUCCCACCCGAAUAUCAGAAUCAUUAAGUAAAUCCAAGAACAGCCCCAUGGAAUUCUUCAGAAUUGACAGCAAAGACAGUGCCAGUGAACACCUGGGGCUGGAUUUUGGAGAUAAACUUUACAGCUUAAAAUCUGAGUCUUUGAAACAGUUUUUGUCCAUGCCAGAUCAGGAGAAGAGCCUCGAUGCCAUAGAAAACAAACUGGGCCCUGCCUACCAGGACACAAUCAGCAGGGGCUCCAAUGACUCGGUGCCCGUGAUCUCCUUCAAGGAUGUCGCCUUCGACGAUGUGAGUAGCGUGGACGAAGGAAGACCUGACCUUCUGGUCAACCUGCCAGGCCUCACGGAGCAAACGAAAGAAGCCACGGCAGACGGGCCGGCUAAGCUGGCGGAGCAGAAGGGUGACAAUUUGGAGAGCAAACUUUUGGAAACCCCUGACGUCUUGCAAUUGAAUAACAGCGCAGAGCAAUGCAGAGGAGGCCUUGAGCCAAAGGUGGACCAGGUGGUGGGAGAAGACACUCAGGAAGCGAUCAGGACAUUCCACAGAGCUGCUAGUGACCCAGUUGGCUCCGGGGAUAGGACUCUCUUUGGAGGGCUUGGAGCAGCCUCUGCGUCAUCACUGGACGCAUUCGGUGUGCAGGGAAGGUUGCUGACUUCUAAGGCGCAAGCGGGUGCUGAAGAACGUAGCUUAGAUUUGGACAACGAGGCUGUUCUGCUGUUUUCUGAUCAGGCGGAAGACUUGAGUAAAGAGGAAACCGCCUCUGCUAUGUUUCACAAAGCAGAACGCAAAGAGUCAGGUGCGAGGGGCAGAGGAGAGAAUGAGAUACACCAGAUAUUUCAGGACCUCGACGAGAGAUUAGCGCUAACCUCCAGAUUUUACCUCCCUGAGGGCUGCGUUCAGAGAUGGGCAGCUGAAAUGGUAGUAGCCCUUGAUGCCUUGCAUCGAGAAGGAAUUGUGUGCCGUGAUUUGAACCCAAACAACAUCUUAUUGAAUGAUCGAGGACACAUUCAGCUAACGUAUUUUAGCAGGUGGAGUGAGGUUGAAGAUUCCUGUGACAACGAUGCCAUAGAGAGAAUGUACUGUGCCCCAGAAGUUGGCGUUGUCUUUGAAGAAACGGAGGCCUGCGAUUGGUGGAGUCUAGGUGCUUUGCUCUUUGAACUUCUGACGGGGAAGACUUUGCUGGAGUGCCACCCAGCAGGAAUAAAUACCCACACCUGUUUGAACGUGCCAGAUCACAUCUCAGAAGAGGCAAGAUCACUCCUUCAACAGCUUUUGCAGUUCAACGCUGUGGAGCGUCUUGGUGCUGGAAUCGCUGGAGUUGAAGACAUAAAAUCCCACCCCUUUUUUGCCCCCAUCGACUGGGCGGAAUUAACAAAGUGAUAAGGUGCGAUGAGUCCACGGCCCAUGUUUACAGAUACCUUUCUUGGCUGGCUGCCAUCAUAAAGGUUCUCGGAUCUUCUGGGCAAGGAUGAAUAAAGUUGGAGACUGGAAAGGCAUCAAAGAGAGAACAGUUUUAGCCAGAAUUGAGGACUAGGCCAAACUAAGGUGUGGUCUACACUGAUGGGCACUGUAUUUAGUAGUCCUUUUUGGCCAGGAUGAGAUGUGAUGCUGAUCAUGCCCCACUCUCUGUCUUUGUUCUGUUUUGGAGAAACAAUGCUGUACAUUUCUUCACCCCACUUUUCAUGUUUUUGGCAGCCAUUUGGGAUUGGGGUGACGAAUGCAUGGGAACGGGGAGCUCAACACAGAACUGGAAGUUUUUGGUGGCGACCUGUGUUCGUGAUCCCAUCUGGUUUGAGUACUUGGGAAUUACGUAUAAUGGAAUGCACCUUUUGUGUUUCUCUUGUAAGUCAUGACGGAGUUGCGGCACUCCUGUUGUACAUGCCAAGCUCCUCUUGCAUAUGCCAGCUGGAAAUAGCCCUCCCCCUCUUUUUAUAGUGUCAAUGUACUCCUUCCCUAAGCUAGACGCAGCUGAGGUUGGGGAACGGGGAGAAGAAUAACUUAUUAAUAACAUAUGCUAAAUAAAAUGCUAUGGUGUUUCUGCAAAACUUGACAUGUAACAUGUAUAUCUCUGUAUGUUUGCUGAGUGAGGGGGGCGUACAUAGCAUUAUGUAAUGUAACUCCAGAAUGAUUGCCUAACAUCUGUCAAAAGAUGGAAGAGGGCAAUCUGGCUACUCUUAUCUUGUGUACGUUGGUUGGCAAUGCUUGUUUUAAAGCACUAACUCUAACCUCCAGUGAAUUACAUGUUUUAAGUCACUACAAGACAGGAUAUCUCUCAGCCUGAUCAUGAUUGCUUUAGUAGUUGAACUUGGAGCAAGGCAAGAAGAUGCUGACUAAGUGUGCAGAUAUAAAUGUUUGGAUAUAUAUAUAUAUAUAUAUAUUUAACAAAGCUGCCACAUUCCUGUUUAGGCUAUUUUAGGUCUCAUCUGUACAGGCAGAUAAAAAUCAAGUGCUAUGGAAUUCAUUACCUGUCUCAUCUCAGAUUGCAGGUGGGGAACCUUUGGGAUGCUUUCCCAUUUCAGAACCUCCUUGGACUCUCCUUCCUUGGAGGUUUUUAAGCAGAGGUUGGACAACUAUCUGUCAUGGAUGCUUUAGCUGAGAAUCCUGCAUUGCGGGGCGGGGGCGGUUGGAUUAGAUGGCCCUUGGGGUCCCUUCCAACUCUACAGUUCUGUGAUUCUGUCACCAUGGAAAGCUAACAUAUCAAGCAUUAGUGCCGGCCCACCUCCCCUCCCUGCAAAGCUAAAGAAGGGCUUUUUUUUAAUGGGAAAAGACAGUUGUGGUGUUAUGUUUUGGCUUUUUCUUUUUUCAUGUGGGAAUGCUGAACCGUGCAGGAUCCCACCUGCAAAAUGGAAUCGUGUACCACACGAUCUAUUUGCAUGUGCAUAUUAAUUCUGAAAAAUGUCGUUUUGCCGCCUCCUAGAUUCCACUGCCGCCCUGUUUCUUCAUUCAGAAACACCCAAUAAAUAUGUGUUUGGGUCUUACCUAUGUGCAUCCCUCCUAAGGAGGAGAGAGCCUCCAAAUUGGCGUGCUUAGAUUUGAAAUGGGGUCAUCUUAAAUUGCUUCACUAAGAAGCACAUUGGAAGCCUUCCAUAUGCAACAGAAUUCUACCAUUUUGAAUUCCAUGGCACUUGCUGUGGGCAAGUUUCUGACUACAUGUAUGGGCUGUCCACAAGAAGAUGGCUGUCCUUUUCUGGAAAACAAUCGCUCUUUUCAAACAGAUUGUUCACUAAGAAGCUGUUUCAGGUGGGUUGUAGGCCCACCAACUGCUUAAGUCCAUAAAAACCAUGGUAGUUCUGCCAUUGAUACUUAAAACAUGUUGGUAAUUUUGCCAGAGGGAGAAAAAAAGGAGACGAUACUGCGGGCUGCAGAUGUUUUGAGGGAAGGGAGUGGGGGAAAUAAAGCACUCAAAGUUGAUAUUUCUAUCUAAAUAAAGAGAUUUUCUUUUUAAAAAA
Molecule: messenger RNA, 5716 nt
Organism: Podarcis muralis (Common wall lizard)
Lineage: Eukaryota; Metazoa; Chordata; Lepidosauria; Squamata; Lacertidae
Gene: RPS6KC1
Product: ribosomal protein S6 kinase C1
Biological process (GO): protein phosphorylation
Cellular component (GO): early endosome
Molecular function (GO): protein kinase activity; phosphatidylinositol binding; ATP binding
Source: RefSeq, a predicted model, not a curated record